Messenger RNA from Brienomyrus brachyistius, 1711 nucleotides. RefSeq lists its product as uncharacterized. The transcript is spliced from 13 exons. The record is from RefSeq and is a predicted model, not a curated record. Lineage: Eukaryota; Metazoa; Chordata; Actinopteri; Osteoglossiformes; Mormyridae. The coding region runs from base 535 to 1482 and encodes 315 amino acids.
GUAUUGUUUUUCUAUACAAUAGCUAUAUAUAGACGUGAGAAAAUGGUUGCUUCAAAAUAAAGCAAAUUAAAGAAAUUUUUGCAAAAGCUUCGGCCCUUAAAGCUAAUUUCUUUAAACUUUCAAAUUGUAUUUAUUUAUUUAUUUGGCCGCAGCAGAGGUGAAUAUUAGCUACCCACUAAGCCACUGUGCCACCCAUGGAAAAUCUAAAAAUACCAGCGAUGACAGGCCAGCCAAAAACUAAAAUACACUGUGACUCAUUUUGUGUUAUGUGACCUACUGGUAUUCAGCAGUGAAAUCCUUUUAAUACUGUAGUUGUCUGUGUUUCAGUGCUCAGCACUUGAAUGACAUGAAGACUGGGAGAGAGCUGGGGUUCCGCUGUGGUGUUAACAGUUUGUAGGAAACAAGUCGGCAUUAAGGAAAUGACCUAAACCACUGUGUUUCAAAGGUGGUGCAAGUGAAGUCACACACAAGCUGAAUGCUCUUAGUUGAACUAGACUCUUUGUGUUUUAUUCAUAUAUAUCUGCAUUCGGAGACAUGCUGUUGAACAAAAUUCAGAUUUGGGUCUUGUCGAUCUUACUGUAUUGUAACGUUCCAACUUCAUGCGGUCAUAGCAGAUGUAACAAGGCAUGUGAGAUUACUGCGUUGGUCAAGGGUACCAUUAACUCUGCUGUCCUACUGCCGUGCAACAUAACCGUGUAUCACACUGAAACUGUGAUGUGGAGCCAAGCCGCUGAUUUAGUGACAAUCAGAACACAUGGAUAUGUCAAUUUCUUUGAUAACCGAGAGGGCAGAGUGAAGACAUUUCCCUACUUGUCCAACAAAGGAAAUUUCUCGAUCCGACUGGAACAUCUCCAGCAGUCCGACCUGGGAAUUUACUGCUGUGAGGUACAGGGUGGAUCAUCAUCUGCCUGCAACAAAGUGAACGUUACUCUGGAUUUAGAAGAAAAUCUAGAAGGGAACUCUGUGAAGCGUUUCUUGGCAGGCAGCUGGUACUAUAUUGCCGCUGCUGGAGUCCUGGUGCUCAUUGCCCUUAUCGUCAUCUGUGCCUGCCACAUGAAGAGAAGAAGUGAACCUGAUGAUGCUGAUUAUGUCAAUGAAGGCUACACUGGAAGUUGGGAUCCUUGCAAUGAGCCCAUGGAUACCGUAUGUGGCCAGAUGGAUGGGGAAGCCAGCAAAGAAAAUCAACUGCAGAGUUCCGACGUACAGCAAAGUGGAAAUCCAGUAACCAUUUAUGAAAACAAUGAACAUGAUCCAAGCUGGACCUGUGUGAGAGAAAUUAAUUCAUACCAAAACACUAUAUCUACCUCCAGAACACAACAUAUAACUGAAAAACAGCAGUAUGUCAACCAGUCUGAAAUUGUGCACACAGAGUCCAAAACAAGGAAGAAUAAAAGAAGCUUAUGGAGAAGAAAAGCUAAUGACAGUAUUGAAUACAAAAACCCAAUCUAUUCCAACAGCAGAGAGCAGCUUCAUGAGCUUUAGAAUAUUUUACCUAAUUAUAACACUGUAUAAAGACAGAAUGUGUUUUCCAGUCUAUUUACUUAAUGCUAUGAUGAUUAUUUUAGCCGCAAUAAUGGAAUUUUAUGUUUUGAAUAACUGCAUUGAUAAUUGAUUUUGCAUGUCCUGUACCAAAAAUCUAAAUUACAUGUUUUUCAUUCAGAUGAUGAAAGUUUUGUUGUAUGCUUAAUAAAAUAGCAGGCAUCAUAUUCUA